Messenger RNA from Danio aesculapii, 2529 nucleotides. RefSeq names its product gastrula zinc finger protein XlCGF8.2DB-like. The transcript is spliced from 3 exons. Gene Ontology annotation, molecular function: DNA-binding transcription factor activity, RNA polymerase II-specific; RNA polymerase II cis-regulatory region sequence-specific DNA binding. The record is from RefSeq and is a predicted model, not a curated record. NCBI's taxonomy places the organism in Eukaryota, Metazoa, Chordata, Actinopteri, Cypriniformes, Danionidae. Gene Ontology annotation, cellular component: nucleus. Gene Ontology annotation, biological process: regulation of cytokine production; regulation of immune system process; negative regulation of transcription by RNA polymerase II. Bases 224 to 1123 code for a protein of 299 amino acids.
AAAUCGAUUGAUUAAACUUUCAUUUUUUUCGAUUAUGUUCCUGUUGUUAACGAUAUUGUUUUAACACUUUAUACAAUGUAGUAUUUUUACUCGCAGUAAUGAAGGGCUAUUGUUUGAAUAAAGCAACAUAAAUGUGUGUCUUUGGUGUUUUAAUGAAGGAUAAAGUGUCCAAACACAGAGAAAAACUCCUGCUGAAGCGACUGAUCUCCACACUGUUAUAAAGAUGGCGUUUAUUAAAGAGGAGAGUGAAGAUGUGAAGAUUGAAGAAACAUUCACAGUCAAACAUGAAGAUCUGCAGGAACAAACAGACCUAAUUGAAGAGAAUAAGGGGAGUAAAGAGGAGGAACAUCAUGUGAACAUUGAGGAAAAAACUCAUUUACAGACUGGUGGUAUUACGAAAAGAAGAGAAGAGAAUCGUUUCACUUGCACUCAGUGUGGAAAGAGUUUUGGAAGAAAAGGCUAUCUUAAGAUUCACAUGAGGAUCCACACCGGAGAGAAACCAUUCACAUGCACUCAGUGUGGGAAGAGUUUCAGCCACUCAUCAGACCUUAAUAAACACAUGAAAACCCACACUGGAGAAAAACCAUUCACAUGCUCUCAGUGUGGGAAAAGUUUCAGCCAAUCAGCACACCUUAAUCAACACAUGAGGAUCCACACCGGAGAGAAACCAUUCACAUGCACUCAGUGUGGGAAGAGUUUCAUCCGCUCAUUAUCCUUUAAUCUACACAUGAGGAUUCACACUGGAGACAAACCAUUCACAUGCACUCAGUGUAGGAAGAGUUUCAGCCACUCAUCAGACCUUAAUAAACACAUGAAGACCCACACAGGAGAGAAACCAUUCACAUGCACUCAGUGUGGGAAAAGUUUCAGCCAAUCAGCACACCUUAAUCAACACAUGAGGAUCCACACCGGAGAGAAACCAUUCACAUGCACUCGGUGUGGGAAAAGUUUCAGCCACUCAUCAUCCCUUAAUAAACACAUGAUGAGCCACACAGGAGAGAAACCAUUCACUUGUACUCAGUGUGGGAAGAGUUUCAGCCAAUCAUCUCACCUUAAUAAACACAUGAUGAGCCACACCAUUCAGAGAUAUCAUUCACUUGCACUUAAGCCGCAGCCACACUAGACUUUUCUCCCCGCGAAUGCGUCAGACUGGAAAUGCAAGUUUGUGCAUCAAGUUUCGCAGUUCACUGCAUUGCAAAGUUCAAGCUUGGUGAACUCUGACCUGCGAAAUCACUUUACUUGACUCUGUGAGACUAAUCAAAGAUCAAAACAUGACCUCUCUGGACAGAAAUUUAAAAUAUGGACCAUCGCUCACUUUUUUAAAUAUCUAAUCAUCUUGUUUAAUCCUGCCCUUUUUCGCAGCGCCGUUCAACAGAAUUUCACAUGCUCAAACUCUAAUGUGACCGCAGCUUCGGUGUGGGAUGAGUUUCAGCAACUCCUCAGACUUUAAUAAACACAUGAAGACCCACACUGGAGAGAAACCAUUCACAUGCACUCAGUGUGGGAAGAGUUUCAACCGAUCAGCAAACCUUAAUGAACACAUGAAGAUCCACACUAGUGUGAAAGAGUAUAUGUGCUUUGAGUGUGAGAAGACUUUUAUUACAGCUCCAAAAUUUAAACUGCAACAAACGAUUCACACUGAAGAGACAGUACAAGUGUUCACACUGUGACAGGAGGUUUAAUCAGUUAACAUAUCUGAAAACACAAAAGAGGAUUCACACUGGAAUGAAACUGUACAGAUCUGAUCAGUGUCUACAGAGUUUUGCUCCUUCGGCGCAGCAUAAGAAACACAUGGACAAAAAGUUGCACACAUGACAUGAAUGCAGCAAUACAUUUUCUCAUGUGCACAGGAUGUUUCAUGUUUGAAUAAUGUUUGAAAAGGCUGAGUGACGGUAUACUGUUUUCCACACUCCUACACCGCAGUAGGUCGGGUUGCAAAUGUGUUGCGCUCCUCGCGUUUACCGUAAACACGAUGGCGGCUGAGCUCCAGGACGGUUAGUUUGCAGUAAACCAGGGCCUCAAGUUUAGAAAGCCCAUUCAAUUGUCCUGUGUUGCAGCUUUUAUUAGUAAAGUUUCUUUACUUUUAGGUUCAAGAUUAUUUCUAGUUUACUACCUUUAAUUUUUUGAGUAGAAUACAAACCUGAUGAAUAUUUUAUGAUUUGGGCAGAGCGACAGGUAUUAAGUUUUACAAUAUUAAUACACUGUGAUGAUCUCAAGACUCCAGAUUGGAGUAUGUGGUAAAUCCUGAUUGGAUGCCUGCAUUACUCAUCAAUGGGUCUAUAAAAGUUGUUGUGCUAGCUACCCCAGGACGCUGUGGCUACUCAGGAAUCCUCAUGUCAAGACCUGCCAUCUCAUUGACUCUUUAACCUUAUGGUUUUAUUUUGCAUUACUUGUAUCAUGUAGUUAAAGUGUUGUUGUGAUUUUAUCCUAAGUUCUUUAUCUACAUUAUUAUCCCUAGACAUUUGUUGGUUGCUUUGAUUGAUUGUUCUAUGAGUUACAUUUUAUAAUAAAUAAUUUGCAUUCAGGCUA